Molecule: messenger RNA, 759 nt
Organism: Manis javanica (Malayan pangolin)
Lineage: Eukaryota; Metazoa; Chordata; Mammalia; Pholidota; Manidae
Gene: KRTAP24-1
Product: keratin associated protein 24-1
Cellular component (GO): keratin filament
Molecular function (GO): structural molecule activity
Source: RefSeq, a predicted model, not a curated record
AUGUACUCAGGCUCCAUGUCUCUCCUGGGCUACCUUGGGGAUUGCGGUGGUACAUGCUACAGAACUCAUUGUUACAUCCCAGUGAGUCCUUCUGUUGCUCUUUGCUCUAGUGGUAUAAGCCCAAACUUUGAUCUCUGUUUACCCAGUAGCUACCAAGGAAACCUCUGGCUCCUGGAUAAUUGCCAAGAAAUCUAUGGUGAAGCCCCAAGCUGUGAAUCUUCCAGCUCUGAGCUCAAGACCAGCUGCACAAGUUAUGACCCAUCAAACUCCUGUGUGCCCUGCAGCAGUCCAACAGUACGCAAAGUAUGCAGUGCUUGUGCAUCUACCAACGUUGGACCCAGUGCCCGCUGCAGCCCUUACAACCAGACCAAGGGGUAUGUAUGCAACUGCUACACCCACAGCCGGUGUACAUCUAAAGCCUGCCAGACUCUCAGCAAUGGUUUCAAAGGCUUUCGGCAACUCAACUGCUUAUCCAAGAAUUUCCAACCCCUAAACCACUGCAGACUGGGUAGGCAGGGGUACAGAAGCAACCAAAAUCUUGGCUUCAUACCCAGUAGCUUCUCACCAUCAUGUUAUAUGACCAGAAGCUGCCAAUCCCAAAACUAUUCAAUGAGAAAUUGCCAAUAUCCAAGCUAUGGGUCCAUGGGCUGCCAACCACUGAGCUAUUUUUCUGGAAACUUCCGGUCUCUGAGCUGUAUUCCAAGUACCUUCCCUCCUUUGAGGUAUUUAUGCAGUGGAUGCAGAACUCUGAAUUGCUAG